Messenger RNA from Triticum urartu, 2257 nucleotides. NCBI's taxonomy places the organism in Eukaryota, Viridiplantae, Streptophyta, Magnoliopsida, Poales, Poaceae. The record is from RefSeq and is a predicted model, not a curated record.
AUGCCUCUUGUUCUCCCGUCAGAGUCGUUUCUGGAAGCCAACGACAAAACCAAUGUGCAUUAUAGAUGUUCACCUAACCAACUUCCGCCGUUUAUGAAAUGUCUUAGUGACAAGCAGAUAGGUUUUGUCAUGAAAAUUGGGUUUGAGAGCAUCUUGUCAAUGCAAGAUUUUAAGAUGGAUGAAGAUCUAACCCUAUGGCUGGUGGAUAAGUUCAAUUGUGACACCGAGAAGCUAGAAUUUGACGGAGGCAUAUCAAUUCCAGUGAGGCCCCUUGUGAAGUUUGUCCUUGGAAUUCCUUCAGGACCCAUCAAAGUUAUAGAGGGUCUCCAUGUCGACGAUGCUCUCUAUGAACACUACACUUGGGAUACGAGAGGGAAGAACGCGAAGGAAGUGGCGGAAGAAAUGUGCAGCAUAACUGAGGAGGAACCAUUCUGCAUAGCCUUUAUGAUGGCGAUACUUGCAAUUUAUCUAGCACCAAAUACAUCUGUGAAUGUCAGCAGGUCAUUUCUGGGAGCUGCUCAACAGGUUGGUAAUCUCAAACGGAUGGAUUGGUGCAAUUUGGUUGCUGAUUGCCUAUUCAAAGGAAUCAAGGACUACAAAAAAUCGGAUAGAUUGUAUGUCCAUGUGAAGGGCUGUGUGCACAUUCUGAGUGUCAUUUUUAUCGAUCUUGUGAAACACCCUACACUCAUAGUUCCAGAUGGCUUUCCACGCUUGAGUGUUGUCACUACGGAAAUGGGUUGCUUCACAUCCAAAUGGGUAGCUGCACAUCCCUUUGGUAGCUUCCUGCCGGUACGUUGUCUAGAAGAGUCUGUCUAUGCUCCGGUGCUUAAUAACAUGCCAAAUGGUAACACUGUUGAAGGAGUAAAAUGCUCUGAUUCUGAUUCAAAUACUGAUGCUCUGGCCGAUCAGUUUGCAAUCACCGACACCGAUCAGAAUAACAACAAGCAUCCCAUUUUAGCAGAGCUUGGCAAUGCCAGAACAACCCAUAAUACAUCAAUCUCGCCCAUUGUUGACAAUCUAGUGUUUGAUACACCAGCUCAAUCAUCAGUUGCAGCGCCCAGUUCCUUGACAGAACACAUAAUUUUUCCAACAAGUGGUGAGCAAUUGCAGUCUGCUGGUCCUUCUGAUGAACCGCAUUCAGCACAAAUUAUGGACAGUGUGCAGAUUCCUCCGGAUACCACCGUGGAAAGGCGCAGGGGUUUGCUGUUGAUGAUGGAGAAGGACGAUCGGAACGCCAAGAAGGCGCAGGUGGAGCUAUCCAGGAGUGGCCAAGUGAAGCAAGCCAGAGAAGUUACCAUAACGAUGGACAUGAGUUUGCUUAAUUGCAGCGUGUGCUCCCGCCCGAUCAAGCCGCCUGUCUUCGAGUGCAAUGCCGGGCACUUGGCUUGCUACAAAUGCCUCAUCGGGCUCCCCUAUAAAGUGUGCCAGACGUGUGAGCACGGCAGUGGAUUUGGCCACGUCCGGUCAUUGGACGCCCUCAUCUCUUCCUUGACAGUCAAGUGCCACCAUGAUGGCUGCGGGAGCUACGUCCCCUACUACGAGCUUGACGACCAUCAAAGUGUGUGCUCGCACAUGCCGUGCUUCUGCACGGAGCUUGGCUGUGGCUUCGUCGGUUCACCACAGGCGCUCCUCAGCCACUUGAUCGCCAUGCACGCAAUGCCAGUGCACAAGGUCCAUUAUGGCCAAGUUCACCAGCUCCGGCUGUCGGUGCCGCGGCCGCGGUGCCUGCUCCAUGGGCAAGGGGACGACAACGUGUUCCUCUUGGUCAUGGGCGUGCUCGGUGGCGUGUCUGUGGUGUGCAUCAGAGCUGAGGCAUCCUCAUGGCCGCAGUACGCUAUCAAGCUUCAGGCGAAUGGUCCGCCACCACCGAGCAGCGUAGAAGGCAGCAUUUUGUUGGCCAUGAAGCCAGUGACGAGCAGCACGAGGCCUGGGGAGGUGGCCGUGGAGGAGCUGCCGUCUUUCUUGAUGGUGCCGCCUACUUAUCUGGUUGGUUCCGGGGCAUCCAAGGAGGUGUCUCUUGACGUUUGCAUUGACAAGAUGUGAUCAUGAUCGUAACAUACUGAUUGUCCUAUGUUGACCUCUUAAGUCAGUUUGAACUGGACUAGUACUUUUUUGCCAAGGAAUGAUGGUUUUCAGUUGCAAUGCCAAUGGGCGUAUGCAGCAAUUUACUGUAGUAGUAUUUUGUUGCAGCUAGCUAGCACUCAAAAUACAUAUGUUGCUUGAUUUAUCAGGAUUUGGGGUAAGUUUGCCCAUUCUA